Messenger RNA from Ceratosolen solmsi marchali, 5541 nucleotides. The record is from RefSeq and is a predicted model, not a curated record. NCBI's taxonomy places the organism in Eukaryota, Metazoa, Arthropoda, Insecta, Hymenoptera, Agaonidae.
AUGAAGGAAUUAUCACAAGAGAAUGAACAAAAAGUUCUUCAAUUAUUAGCUGAUGUUUUGAUGAAUCCAGAAUAUGCCAAGGAUGUAUCGGAAUGUUUUCCACAAUUAUUACUAAUUUUAUUAAGUAUGUCAAUAAAUACAGAUCAAAAAUUAGAUAAUUGUACUGCUGAUAUCGAAUUGGUACAUAGAUUGAAUUGUGUCAUCAUUGGAAAAUUAAUUUUAUUACAUCCGGAUGUAUUAAGGCUAGCGACAAAAUGUGUUGGUAUUGUCUUAGAAAUGACAGAAUCCAUACGAUUAGAGUGUGCAAAGACUUUGAUUAAUGAUAUUGACAAGUUUCUUACCAAUACAGAAGACAAUGAUACGAGUACAGUUCUACAAUUUAACAUUUCUUCAAAUAAAACCGAAGAGAUAGCUAAAAAUGUUUCGACUGUCGUUCCAGUUGCUAAUGUUUUGCUCCCAAUUUUCAAUAACAGAGUGGAAAAUUUUAAAUCUGACUUAGUUCCUGUGCCAUCUAUGAAUGAAAAUCUACGAAGUUUGGCACUCGCCGUUGCAUCGAGAAAAUGCAUUUGCUUGCAAGGAGUCGUCGGAUGUGGUAAAACGGCUAUUAUAGAAUAUUUAGCAAAGAUAACUGGUCAUGGGUCAUCGGAUUUUAUAAAAGUACAACUAGGAGAUCAAACAGAUUCUAAAAUGCUUCUGGGAAGCUAUAGAUGCACAGAUAUACCAGGAGAGUUUAUAUGGCAGCCUGGAGUAUUGACGCAAGCAGUAAUCGCUGGAAAAUGGUUACUUCUGGAAGACAUCGAUAGUGCAGCGUUAGACGUUGCGAGCAUUCUAAGUAACUUGAUGGAAACUAGUACUUUGUCGGUGCCAGGCUAUCGAGAUACCAUUCAUGUUAAAAGUGGAUUUCAAUUGUUCGUUACCCAACGAUUAAUACCUACGUUAUCUGGUUUUCAUCUUCAGGCAUCAGGAGCAACGAGCUUAUUAGCAAAGCAUUGGUUAUGCGUUAAUAUGGAACCACUGUCUAAAGACGAAUUAGUAUUUAUCGUUAAAACGCUAUUCCCAAUACUAAGUACAAUCGCUACAAGGAUGGUGGAUGUUUUCUUAUUGUUUUCAAUUGGAAGUUCUUCGUCCGAUGACAGUAUCAAAAGUAGUAUGACAUUGAAGACUGGAAGAUUAAUUUCAACAAGAGAUCUAAUAAAGUGGUGCUCGAGAGCUACAUUAAAUUUUGUCGUUUCAUCACCAGAAUCGGCUUUAAAAUUAUUCCAAGAUGCAAUUGACAUAUUUUGUUGUUCCAUAUCAAAUCAAGAUGAAAGAUUGGUAUUCGCAAUAGUAAUUGGUAAUAAAUUAGGGAUUAUUAAGACGAAAGCCGAAUAUUUUUUUCGCACCUACAAACCAGCAAUUACAAUAUCAUCCGAAUACUUUAUUAGUGGGCGUAGCAAAUUGCAGAUAAUGAAGUCGUCUAUAACAAUGAUUGAGAAAGCCCCGGUUAAAUUUUCCUUCACUCGACUCUCGGCGUGCUUGUUGGAACGCAUCACUAGCUGCGUAGCACAAAAUGAGCCAGUUCUGCUUGUUGGCGAAACUGGCACGGGAAAAACCAGUUCGAUUCAAUAUUUGGCUCGGAUUACCGGCCAUAAAUUAAUAGUAAUUAAUAUGAAUCAGCAGAGCGAAAGCGCGGAUCUUCUCGGUGGCUAUAAGCCAGUUGACUUGAAGUUUCUGAUCUUCCCAAUAAGGGAAGAGUUCGAGAUUUUAUUUCGCUCGUACUUUGCCGUAGAGCCGAACAGAGAAUUCUUAAAUCACAUCGGUACGUGCUUUAAAAAAAGUAAAUGGAAAAUACUAAUUGGCCUAAUGACUACUAGUACCAACGCGGCCGUCAAAAGAUUAAGAUCGAAAAUAGCGAGUGAAAAUAAGGAGAAGACGGACAACUCGGACGUAACUAAAAACAAAGACAUUUUAAGAGAGUGGGAAAGACUUUCUGUUAAAUUAGAUAAGCUGACAUCCCAAGUUAAAUCUCAAUUGACUUUAGCAUUUGCAUUUAUCGAGGGAAGUCUCAUAAAAGCGUUGAAGGAAGGCCACUGGGUGCUUCUUGACGAAAUUAACUUAGCCAAUGCCGAAACCCUCGAGUGCUUGUCCGGCUUACUCGAGGGCUCCUCCGGCUCCUUGUCUCUACUCGAAAGGGGCGACACGGAGUCUGUGAAACGACAUCCCGACUUCACUAUAUUUGCAUGCAUGAAUCCAGCCACGGACGUAGGGAAGAAGGAGCUGCCGGUCGGCUUGAGGAACAGAUUUACCGAAUUUUACAUCGACGAGGUCACGGAAAAACAUGAUCUGCAACUUCUGGUCGGCUCUUAUUUGAGCGAGUUGAAUUUACCGGUAGAAAUGCAAAAUGCGAUAGUGAAGUUUUACUUGAAGGUGCGGCAAGAGGCUGCGUGGAGUCUUUGCGACGGGACGGCUAAGAAGCCACAUUACAGCUUGAGAACAUUGUGCAGGGCUUUGAGCAUCGCUGCCACCAAUCCAUGCGUCGUUGUUUUGCGAUCUCUGUACGAGGCCUUCUGCUUGAGUUUCCUCACUCAAUUGAAUUACAAGUCCUACCCGAUUGUCCAGAGAAUGAUCGUGGAGGCGAUUUUGGAUAAAAAAGCGGCUAAGGCCAUAUUGGGUGCGCCGAUUCCGAAGCCAAGGUGCUCGUCGACCGAAGAGUACGUGGAGUUCGAGGGCUACUGGGUCGUAAAAGGCACCGCCGAGAUCAAAGUAUCGCAAAACUACAUUCUCACCGAUACGGUCAGACGUAAUUUGCGAGAUGUCGUGCGAGUCGUCGCAAUCGGCAAGAUGCCUCUCCUGCUGCAGGGUGAGACAUCCGUCGGUAAAACAAGUUUGAUCACCUAUCUCGCCAAGGCCUCGGGCCACGUUUGCGUAAGGAUCAACAAUCACGAGCACACAGACCUGCAGGAGUACGUGGGGAGUUACGUGGCCAACGAGUCGGGGAAACUCGUGUUCAAGGAGGGUAUCCUCGUCGAGGCCAUGCGCAAGGGCCACUGGAUCAUUUUGGACGAACUCAAUUUGGCCCCGAGCGACGUGCUCGAGGCCUUGAACAGAGUUCUCGAUGACAACAGAGAGCUUUUUAUCCCGGAGACUCAAACGACUGUCAAGGCUCACGAGAACUUUAUGCUCUUCGCUACUCAGAAUCCACCAGGAAUCUACGGGGGCCGUAAAGUACUGUCCCGAGCCUUUAGAAAUCGUUUCGUCGAGCUGCACUUCGACGAGAUUCCAGCCACGGAGCUUACGCACAUUCUGCACAAGCGUUGCAGCAUGCCGUUGUCGUACUGCAAGCAAAUCAUUGCGGCAAUGACGGAUUUGCAAAUGCGUCGUAAGAACACGGCGGCCUUUGCCGGCAAGCAGGGCUUCAUCACUUUGCGCGAUCUGUUCCGAUGGGGUGAGAGAUACAGGCUGGCGCCCGACCCUGGCAGCAAAUUUUACGACUGGAGUCAACAUCUAGCGGAUGAGGGAUACCUCGUGUUAGCGGCGAAGGUGCGCAGACCCGAGGAAGCCGAGGAAAUCAGGGAAGUCAUAAAGAAGCAUUUGAAGCGCAGUGUGAAUCCACGGAAUUUAUUUACUUUAAGCGAGAAUACGUCUUCCGUAACGAGAUCGAUUUUGGAAGGGAUCGAAAGGAAGGAUGAUUCGUCCUUUAAGCACGUCGUUUGGACGUAUCACAUGAGAAGAAUGGCUGUCCUCGUAAGUAAGUCCUACGAAUUCAAGGAGCCGGUGUUACUCGUCGGCGAUACCGGAGGGGGUAAAACGACGAUCUGUCAAUUGAUCGCCCAAUCAAGGUCAAGAAAAUUAUACGCGGUUAAUUGUCACAUGCACACGGAGUCAUCGGAUUUCUUGGGAAAUUUAAGGCCGGCGAGGAACUACGACGAGAAAAAUAAUCAGAGGCUGUUCGAGUGGGUCGACGGCCCGUUGAUAAAGGCGAUGCGCAGCGGCGACUUUUUCCUCGCCGAUGAGAUUUCAUUGGCCGACGACAGCGUUUUGGAGAGGCUAAACUCAUUGCUGGAGCCCGAGAGGAAGCUGCUGUUGUCGGAGAAGGGCAUUGACGUCGGCGACGACUCCAAACAAAUGGAUUACACUAUUGUCGCUAACGAGGAUUUCUUCUUUAUCGGGACCAUGAAUCCCGGCGGAGAUUACGGGAAGAAAGAAUUGUCGCCCGCUCUGAGGAAUCGUUUCACGGAGAUUUGGUGCGACGGAUGUACGGAGCGGAAGGACUUGCAGUCCAUUAUCGAGCACAAUUUCAGUGCGGAGAUUGGAGAUCGCGCUGGGAGUGAAAUGUCAGAGAGUAUGUUAAAUUUCAUCGAUUGGCUUUCAACGUCGGACAUUGGCAAAAAAUUCACCAUCAGUAUAAGAGACAUUUUGAGUUGGGUCAAUUUCAUAAACAUAUGCAUAGAGAAAAAGGAAAAAGCGUAUAAAUUAAAUCUCGGAGAUGCUUAUUACCAUGGAGCGAGCUUAACGUAUACCGACGCUUUAGGAUCCGGCUUAACAAGCAGCGAAAGCAUUGAGAAGAUUAAUAUAUUUAAAGCCAAUGCGACUGCCAUGUUAAAAGCUCAAACGGACCGUCUGAAUGCGCUUUCCUUUACCGGCGAUCCAAUGGACGUGGAGGCCGAAGCAACAACAAUUUCCAGCCAAUUUUUCGGCAUCUCACCCUUUUUCAUCCCAAGGGGCCCCGAUAGUCAAGACGAGGCCAGCCUGUCGUUCACAUUCCGCGCGCCAACGACUGAACGCAACACACUCAAGCUUCUGCGUGCCCUGCAACUACGGAAGCCCGUUCUAUUGGAGGGCAGUCCUGGAGUCGGGAAAACGAGCCUCGUCUCGGCGCUCGCGAAGGCAUCCGGUCACACGUGUUUGCGCAUCAAUCUGAGCGACCAAACGGACGUGUCGGAUCUCUUUGGUGCCGACUUGCCAGUCGAAGGUGGCAGAGGUGGUGAGUUCGCUUGGCGCGACGGUCCCUUCCUCCACGCUUUGAGGGCUGGACAUUGGAUUCUCCUGGACGAGCUCAAUCUCGCCUCGCAGUCGGUCCUCGAGGGCCUAAACGCUUGCUUCGAUCACCGAGGAGAAGUUUACAUUCCCGAAUUAGAUAAAAGCUUUAUCGUGAAACCCGAAACGAAGCUGUUCGCCUGCCAGAAUCCAGUGAAACAGGGCGGAGCGAGACGUGGUUUACCAAAGUCCUUCUUGAACAGAUUCACACAGGUGUUUGUGGAUGCAUUGGCCGAUGAGGAUUUAAAGUUUAUAGUCGCCAUGCAAUAUCCAGUUAUAGAAAAGCAGCUCGUCGAUAAAAUCAUCCUAUUCAAUUCGAGGGUGUCCAGUGAAGCGGGAGUUACUUGGGGCUUUUAUGGGGCGCCAUGGGAAAUGAAUUUGAGAGAUGUUUGUAGAUGGUGCGAGGCUACGAUUAUGGCAGCUAAAACGGAUAUGACUGGGAAAAUUGUUUAUAAUCCGGGAGCUGCGGUGGAGCUCGUUUACGCGAAUAGAAUGAGAACCAAAGAGGAUAAGCUUAAGGUAUAG